Serpula lacrymans var. lacrymans S7.9 is the source of this 1201-nucleotide messenger RNA. RefSeq lists its product as uncharacterized. The record is from RefSeq and is a predicted model, not a curated record. NCBI's taxonomy places the organism in Eukaryota, Fungi, Basidiomycota, Agaricomycetes, Boletales, Serpulaceae. Gene Ontology annotation, cellular component: plasma membrane; cell division site; growing cell tip. The transcript is spliced from 5 exons. The coding region runs from base 328 to 1008 and encodes 226 amino acids.
GUUGCUAUACCCAGCCUACAAUCCAGACAAAAGACGGCAAGAACUAUGGGAGUCAAUGGCUGGGCCAGUGGUGGCAUAGCACAACACAGGUAAAAGAGCCGGCCUUUAGAAGAAGAAGAAUAGACGUUUGGAGUCGUAGGCUAGGGAACUUCGGUUCGAUUCUCGGGUUCAUAUAAAGACCUUCUGGCUCGCAUUGCAUCCACGUUGUUCGCCUCUCUUCUUCCCUCUUCUCUUUUCGAGUCGGACAUCACCAACCCGAGAGUUUUUACGGUUGAAACUGCCCAAGGACCCAGCACAAGUCACGUUUUUCCAUCACGAACUUUCGCCAUGCCUCGCUCGUUCUGUAUUCCUGGGAUCAUAUUCCUGUUCUGUGCAUUCGUGCUUAGCUUCAUCGUCUCCAUCUCUCUACCAUACCUGACAGCGAUGGAUAUCGCUCGUGUACAUUUCAACGGCAGUCCUCUUGUUUCUGGCAAUCAGGCUACCAUGACACAGUUACGAGUAAGUGAGAUUUUUUGGGCUUACUGCUUCGACGAGUCGAGUGGUAAUACUGUAUGCUCCAACAAUGGUCAUGGUUAUUCCGUCACCGUCCAAACGAGCUCAGGCAGUUCCGAGACUAUUGCCUCAUCCUGGACUCGAGGACUCGCGGUCCACCCUGUGGCAACUGGUGUCACUUUCGUCGCGCUCCUACUGUCUUUCUCAACUCACGUCACUGUGACGCUCUUCGCGUCCAUCGUCUCCUUCCUCGCCGCGCUCUUAACUCUUCUCGCGUUCGUCAUCGACAUCGCGCUCUUUGCUUGGGUUAAGCAACAAAUGAGCAAGUUGGACGACGUGAGCGAGACCACGAUCACUGGUCCAGGGUUUUGGCUCACAUUCGUGUCGAUGAUCCUGUUGUUCUUGGCUGGAUGCACGGUUUGCUUUGGAAGGAGAAAGGAUCGUAUGUCCAGUGCCACUACGUCGUACCCCAUGGCGGGUGCCAAAGGCGGAUUCUGGUCGCGUUUCAGGAGAUAAUCGGUCUUUUCAAGAGUUGGUUUUCUGUCACCUUUUUAUUCAUAAACUUCUCGACCAUCCUAAUGGGGAGCAGUACUACUAACGGUUUUCUUCUCGAUGUCAUUUUGGAUAGAUUUGCUUGUUGUUCUGUACCCUUGUGACACUUCUAUUGAAAUGCAGGCAAACAGGUUUUAUUAUAACAGUUAUUUAGUGG